Molecule: messenger RNA, 955 nt
Organism: Lepisosteus oculatus (spotted gar)
Lineage: Eukaryota; Metazoa; Chordata; Actinopteri; Semionotiformes; Lepisosteidae
Source: RefSeq, a predicted model, not a curated record
GAAAGAUAGACACGGUAUUUAUUUCCUGUAUUAGCUGCAGAAAGCCUCCUCUAACACCGAACACAAUUCACCAACAAGAUACCCAACAUGGAGAGUCCGCUUCCAUUUCUCUUCCUCAUGCUUUUCCACGGAGCCAGGACAUGCCCAACACCCUGCACCUGCGCACCCCUGGGAACUGGAGAGCUGCAUGUGGGCUGCAGCCGCCUGGGACUUCACACUCUACCCACGCUGCCAGACGCCACCGUUAGUCUCAACCUUCAAUACAAUCAACUCACAACCGUGGCACCAGGAAGCUUUGAUAAGCUUCGCAACCUUAGGACGCUACAGCUAGCCCACAAUCCUUGGGUGUGCGACUGCGACAUUGUGUAUCUCAAGCACUGGCUCGAGGACAACAAGGUCAACGUGAUGGUGGAAGAAGUCAAGUGCGCAAAACCUGCACACACCAAGGGCAGAGCCAUCACCCAGCUGCACGGCAACGAGUUCCCAGGCUGCAACCCAUCCAAAAAGCUGGACUGCUCUGGUUACUUUAAAAGAUCCAUGAUCCUGGCAGGCAUUGCCUUGCUAUCACUCCUGUUAAUGGCCUGGCUGACGUGGUGCUCUAAAAGGCUGCUGCUCCUUAUUGCAAAGAAACCAUUGUAAAAAAGGUUUGAUCAAGAAGCACAUCUUCAGUGACGGAGUGAUUUUGUUUGCACACAAGUUAAAUGCGUAUGUAGUGAAAGGUGUCAACUGGAAAUUUAAACUCGUGAAAAACCCAUGGCCAGGGUUUAUCUGGGCUUGUAGCAGCAGAGCAGCAAACGUCUGCUUGGCAUCUUUAAAGCAAUUCUCAACUGUAAACCAAUCCUUUCUGCUUUCUGUGAUCUUCCUACUUUUAAACCUUUCAAAAUGUGUAUUACACAAAAUAAUAAUGCCAUUUUUUUGUGCAUGUAAAAAGUCAGCAUUUCUUAUAAUAAAAUCU